AUGAACUGCACCUCUAACGCCACUCUCCACGGUCCACAGCUGGGACUCGCCCUGAGCCCCGACUCCGGAUCAGGUACGAGCCAGGCCAGCGGAGGGGCUAGCAGCGGCGGCGGCGGCAGUGGGGGUGCGAGCGGUGGCGGAGGCGGAGUCUGGGUGACCUCCCUCCUGGGCGCCACCCUGAUCACCAUGUGCGCGAUCGGCGUGGUGGGGAACCUCUACACUCUGCUGAUAACUCGCUCGGCCGCUUUGAGACGCACGGGUUCCAUGUACGUCUACAUUGUGAACCUGGCGCUCGCCGACCUCCUCUACCUCUCCACCAUCCCCUUCGUGGUCUGCACCUACUUCGUCCACGACUGGCUCUUUGGCGAGACCGGUUGCCGGGUCCUGCUCAGCCUCGACCUCCUCACCAUGCAUGCUAGCGUCUUCAUCCUUGUCGCUAUGAGUGCGGAGAGAUACCGCGCAGUCGCCAAACCGUUCACCGCCCAUCGUUCCUCAUCGAGAAACCGGAAAGUGGUCGCAGCCUGCAUCUGGGGGACCUCUUUCAUCCUGACUCUGCCCAUGAUGAUUAUGAUAAGGCUUCGCGAAGGCAAACCCAACCCCUUUGGAUCGGUUAAACGGAUGUGCUACCCGACCUGGACUCCUGACGCGUUCAAAGUCUACAUCACAAUACUGUUUCUCACCAGCGCUUUACUUCCUGGUUUGGUCAUCGUUGCGCUUUACUUAGGACUAGCGCAGAGGUAUUGGGCCGUGCAAGCUCAACUGGGAGCCACAAACCGCUCGGCCAGACGGAAAGGCCUCAAACAGAAAGUCGUGUCCAUGAUUUUUAGCAUCGUUGUUGCGUAUUGGGCUUGCUUCUUACCGUUUUGGGGGUGGCAGCUAGCAAAACUGUUCUCGCCAGAGUUGUUGAGGACCCUAACUCCGGCUACACAUAACUACAUCAACUUUUUUGUGACUUGUUUGACGUACGGCAACAGCUGUAUCAACCCGUUCCUCUACACGCUGCUGACCAGGAACUAUAAGGAUUACCUGGCGCAGAAAAGCCAGUCCAACGGGUCGAGCAGAGCGGAUCCAGGGUCGGCCGCCACGACUCCGCUCCACGAUCUGUAG
This is a messenger RNA of Knipowitschia caucasica, 1107 nucleotides long. The record is from the annotation of a GenBank genome assembly. NCBI's taxonomy places the organism in Eukaryota, Metazoa, Chordata, Actinopteri, Gobiiformes, Gobiidae.